Messenger RNA from Neocloeon triangulifer, 1079 nucleotides. RefSeq names its product carbonic anhydrase 2-like. The record is from RefSeq and is a predicted model, not a curated record. The transcript is spliced from 7 exons. The coding region runs from base 43 to 951 and encodes 302 amino acids. Gene Ontology annotation, cellular component: cytoplasm. Lineage: Eukaryota; Metazoa; Arthropoda; Insecta; Ephemeroptera; Baetidae. Gene Ontology annotation, molecular function: carbonate dehydratase activity; zinc ion binding.
GGAGAAUAAACAAACAACGACCAGCAUCGCCAGCAAAUAGUCAUGGCAGGAAAGCGUUUAAUUCCAAUUUUCUUAACUUGGUGCAUCUUAGCAGGCUCUGAGAUGAACACGGUUGAAGGAACAGUGUACAGUGAUAAAGUUAUCACAAACUCUACAAAGUACAGCUACAAUAUGCAAUCAAAAUUAGGACCGCCAAUGUGGAAGGGUGACUGCUUUUAUGGCAAAUGGCAAUCACCCAUUAGUUUGGAUGACAAGGAAAGUAUUCCUACGGAAUUUCCGCCACUCGAGUGGUUUGGCCACUGGGAAGACCGACAGGGAGGGUUUAUCUUAAAAAAUACGUGGCAUUCAGCUGAAAUUGAAUACACCGGAGAAGCGCCUUUUAUAUGUGGAGGGCCCUUGACUUCCGAAUACGUCCUGGCUCAAGUUCACUUUCACUGGGGAAAUUCCCCACGGAAGGGAAGCGAACACUCAUUAAACACCCAUUAUUAUGGAAUGGAAGCGCAUUUGGUGCACUACAACAAGAAAUACGGCUCAGUCGAAGCAGCGGCGGGUCAUUCGGAUGGUCUCGCGGUGGUCGGAAUUUUCUUCAAAAGCUCGAGAGGAAACAACCCAGAGUUGAAUGGAAUCGUGACGGAGCUGGAAAAAAUAAUUGAAGGGGACAGCUCGACCCGAAUCGACGGAGAUUCAAUGGAGUGGCUGGAGGCCUACGAGGAUAAACAGAACUACUAUACUUAUUCUGGGUCGCUCACCACGCCGCCAUGCAGUGAAAUUGUCACUUGGAUUGUAAUGAAAGACACCGUCGUAAUUGGUGAACGACAGAUUGAGGAAUUCAAAAAACUGGAAAGCCACGAGGGAAAAAUCACUUCAAACAUUCGUCCGGUUAAAGAGCUGAGAGGCCGCCCAUUGUUUCAAUCAACCUUAAAUGCCUAUAAUGGGUAUUAUGACUAUUAGCAAAAUUCUUCUCACCACCUUUCAUUGACAGCAAUUGACAGUAUUACAAUGUCUGUUCUGCUAGUUGCGCAAGGCAAUAAUUAUCCAUCAUGAUAAAAUAUAUUUAAAAAAGAAUUGAAUAAAGAUCA